Molecule: messenger RNA, 2115 nt
Organism: Rubroshorea leprosula
Lineage: Eukaryota; Viridiplantae; Streptophyta; Magnoliopsida; Malvales; Dipterocarpaceae
Source: the annotation of a GenBank genome assembly
AGUGUCUCUCUCCUUUCUCCUUUUCUGUGAUUGAUUUAGAGUUCUUUGAAGGAAGUUAGGGUUAGAGGUGAGAAAGAUUUUGAAUGUGCAACAGGGGUUUUUUUUUUUUUUAAAGGGAUCCUGACUUAUUCCUCCCUCCUACUUCGUGCAAAGCUUGAAAAAAUGUCCUCAGAAAGAACAAUAAGUAUAGUAGGGAGUGAGGUGAUGCCCCUAGACUAUGGGAGCAUGGACUCAGAAAGUAGUCCAUCUCCAUCUAGUUCGGAGAAGACGGUGGAGGGGGUGAGAGGAGAUGAGGUGGUAGAGGUUGGGGGGAAUGAGGUGGUAGGGGUUGGGGGGAAUGAGGUGGUAAGGGUUGGGGGAGAUAGCAUACCCAUCACUGUAGUAGAAGUAGAGGGUAGAGGAGAGAGAGAUUAUGAUGUGAAUGCAGAGAUAAUGGAGGUGAAGCAGUAUAGAUCUGAACUAAGGACCAGGGAUAGCCUAGGUCACUUAGUGAAAAAUUACGAGAUCUCUUCCCGAGUGUUAGUUAGGCCAGCCGGGAUAGAGGAGAGAGCGUGUUCUGCUCCUCGGGAUCAUUGGAUGCCCAUAUAUUCCCACUAUCUGAUAGCGGGGUUGAAGUUUCCAAUUCCCGAGUUGCUAGUAGGCUUGCUGCUAGAUUAUAAUAUAGGAUUGACACAAUUAGUCCCCAAUGCUAUGAGGGGGGGUAGUAGGAGGGAUAAGGGAUGGUAUUAUUUCACCCCAAGGGUAGCAAAUAGGGAGAGUAGGGCGUUGUUUACGGUGGGUCCUUCGUCUAUUAAAGGAUGGAAGGAGAAAUUCUUUUUUGUAGAUGAUAUAGAGUGGGAAAGGGGGGAUGCUGAGGUGAGGGAAUUAGCAUCCUGGAAGGCUAAAAGAGCCAACCAGAAUAGCACUUUAAGUGAAGUUGAAAUGGAUCAGUUUUUGAACACUGCUGGAGGAGUGGCUAUCCCCAAGAAGCCAAGGAAGAAGUCAAAGACUUCAACCGAGCAAGUGGAUGAGGGGAGGGCUAGGAAAGAGGUAGUGCCCGUGACUUCAGCUAAAGUGGAGGAGGAGGUGCCACAGUUGAAGAGGAAGGGUUGGGAGGAGAGGAGGGCAUUGCAUAAGAAGAAGAAGGUGGUGGAGGAGGAGGAGAGGGGGGAUGAGGGAGUUGAAGUACAAGCUCCCGGUAAGGGAAAGGGCCUUGUUCCCACGGUGGUGUCUCAGAGCAGCCUGUUCGAGGCGAAGAACAUGACGGGGGCUAGGUGGUUCAUCAACACCACCUUCCCCGAAGUGGACAAACGCAACGUGCGGGAUGAGGCUCUGAGGUACUGUGGGGCUUCAAUGGUGAAGCACGUUUUAGAGGAGUUCAUGAAUAGCGUGAAGGAGCGCUCGCUCUUGCAGAGGCAGUGUGACCAGCUGCAGAAGGAGAAGGAGGAGUUGGAGAAGAAGAAUAAAGAACUGCAAGAGUCGCUGAACAAGGUGGUUCCGACUGUGAAACAGUUGGAACAGGAGAGGUCUUCCCUGAGCACCAAGCUCGUCUUUGAGGAGAGUAAACGAAGGAUCUCUGAAAGCGAGCGUGAGGCUCAGGCGAAGAAGGUGAAGGCAGAAUAUCCCGAAGUGGAUAUUACAAAGAUCACCUUAGGCGAGCAAGAAGAAGGAGUGGAGGAAGACGGUGAGAGCAUGUCAGCAGACUUCCGUCCUCAGAUCAAACUGAGGUGGGAGCAUGAUGCAAACGGACGUGCUGUUUUCCCUCCGCAGUUCGACUUCGAGUUCGUUGCAGUGGAGGAAGAAGGGGCAGAGGUAGAGGAAGACGAAGUGGAGGCAGGAGUGGAAGGAACUGAAAUGGAUGAGAGCCAACCAGUUCCAGAAGUGGAAAUACAUCUAGUUCCUUCUGACGAUGAGCAGCCUCCUCUGCCAGACGAGCAGCAGCCAACACAGCCACCUCUUUCAGCUGAGCAAGAGCCAGUGGAACCACCUCCCCCAUCAGAGAAAUAAUUUUGUUUUUGUGUAAAAACAUUUAAGUAUUUUGAAUGCAAAUUCAUGCUUGUUGUUAUGUGUGUUUGUUUGUGUUUACUUUAUAUUUUUGUUAUUAUUAUUUUUUAUUAAUAGAAGAACUAAAAUUAU